AUGUCACAUUCCGCAGAGCUUGGUGAGGAUUGGGGUGAAGCUAAGCUCGACCAUAAUGCCGUAUUAGGCAACGUCCAGACAACUAGCUUUGGCGAUCAGUACGCCCAGCGCACAUGGCUUACUACCCCGCGCAUUUUCCAACACAUGCAUGCGAGACAUUUUUCGCACCAUGUCUGCAUUGUGCGACUUGACGGCUUGCAGUACCGGUCUUGA
Molecule: messenger RNA, 213 nt
Organism: Bipolaris maydis ATCC 48331
Lineage: Eukaryota; Fungi; Ascomycota; Dothideomycetes; Pleosporales; Pleosporaceae
Source: RefSeq, a predicted model, not a curated record